This is a messenger RNA of Pararge aegeria (speckled wood butterfly), 5708 nucleotides long. RefSeq names its product protein sprint (gene spri). Gene Ontology annotation, cellular component: cytosol; endocytic vesicle. Lineage: Eukaryota; Metazoa; Arthropoda; Insecta; Lepidoptera; Nymphalidae. Gene Ontology annotation, molecular function: small GTPase binding; guanyl-nucleotide exchange factor activity. The record is from RefSeq and is a predicted model, not a curated record. Bases 295 to 5292 code for a protein of 1665 amino acids. The transcript is spliced from 24 exons. Gene Ontology annotation, biological process: signal transduction; vesicle-mediated transport.
CCGCGCCGCGCGUCGUCUUUGCCGCUGUGCGUUCGAUACUGUACACAUAUCAAAUUUCAAAGCGAAAAUUUGAUAUCGUCGUCAAAUUGUGAAGUGAUUGAAAGUUUGCGAGUUGACCGGUAAAUUUAAAGUUUUACCGCCCGUUCUUAUGUUGUUUUAUGUUUGUAGUUUUGUGCUUCGUUUUUAUUUGCGCUGUGUUAUGUUUUUGUCAAGUGAUUCUUGAACGGCCCCUGUUUAAUAACAAAAAUGUAGAUAGAAAACCAUAGUUAACGUCUACUUUUAUAAAAAAGUACGAUGUCUAUUGACCAGGCAUCACCACUCGUGCCUAUCACGCCUCAGAUCUCGCUGCAAAACAGCGCCUUCAUCAAGAACAGUCAUAAUCGAAGUAGUUUCUGUGGAGCAACCCCAUCGCCGACAAAUGGCAACCGAACGUUCAAAACUUUCUCCGUAAAUCGCAAGAGUUGGAGUGGAAAUGUAACGCUUCCACUCCAACAGUUUGCGUUGGAUGAACCGCCUCAUCUUGGGACAUUUCGCUCCGGUACAGGAACUUUUCCGAGAAACAGGGAACGUAACAACAACAGUGCUGCCAACGGAAUAUUAACACCUAACGGGAAUUCUGUGCAGACGCUCAAAGGAAAUGAAGUGAGGAGGAGCGGAUGUUCUAACGGCCGUCGCUACGCUGAGAUCGGAAACUGGAGCAAAAGAAAUGCGACGUUUCUGGAACCUCACAUCCAAGGUGUGAGACGGCGGGAUAGUCGAAGUUCUGAUUCCGAUCGGGAUGAGCGAUCAACUGAGGAUGACGAGCGGUCUCUACUGCGUAGCUCUCCGAGAACAAGAUUACCUCCUCCGCCUCCCCCGCCGCCAGAUGAUGAGCAUCCACCGAUGAAGCCUCGAGAAUUUUUCGAAAGACUGCAAAGCCAAGCUAUGAAAGAAGCCCAAGAAAGAAAACAUAGGAGAGAAGUUAAAGAAGCUAAUCACCUAUUCCGGCCAUUGGAGGCUGACGGCAGCCUAGUAGACAGUCUUAGUCAGAGUCGAGAGAGUCUAUCAUCAGACGGUGAAGGGGCUAAAGGGGAUUGCUCUUCCGUGGGAUCCUCAGGAUCAGAGUCUGACGAGCAGCCACCAUGCGACAUCGGUGUGUUAGAGCGAUUGAUCCGGACGCAUCCAGUGUGGUUCCUACCUGGAAUCCAAAGAGCUGGAGCUUUUCAUUUAUUACAAGGAAAGGAGGAAGGGAACUUUGUGGUGCGACAAUCGAGCCAACCAGAUACGAUGGCGAUCAGCGUCCGGCUCCCGGCGGAUAAAGGGCCUUAUAUAGAGCAUUAUCUAAUACAGGCAUCGGGCGGACGCAUCGGGCUAGAAACGUCGCACAACCGCUUUGAUAAUAUACCAGAGUUGAUCGCACAUUACUCCCAAUGCUGUGACGAGUUACCAGUGCAGCUUCAGUUACCGAAGCCUCUCCGUGAAGCGAAAAGUCGUCACCAACUGAGUUCACUUGCUCUACUCGGACAAGAGUUCUGGGGGUACCCUAUGGCAAACCCGAAAAACAAUCCAAGCAACUUACUCUCACCGUGCCAACUAGCCAAUGGAGUUAUUCCUAUGGCCUUAACGCCGUCUGACACUGGAUCUAGUCUUAGCAGUUUUAAUGCCAGUUCAACGGCGAUAUCUCGAGAACAGGUCCUAAGCCCGGACAAGGACCAGAAUGUUGUUCUUAAAAUGUCACCAGUCGAUAUGACAGGCUCCCCACCGAGUCAAAGCCAGAGCCUAAGCACAUUUAAAGGUAGAACUGCGCCAUCUCCGCCAGCGAAACCUACUGGAUCGUUUAUUAGAGCUCCCCGACCUACCCCACCGAACACAUUAAACUUGAUGUCAAGUACAGCGAAUAUAACACACCCACACACAUUCCCUACGUGUAGCAAUCCACACUCACCAACUCAUACUAACAUUGUUAAAACGACCCCGCCUCCCCCUCCUCCGAGAUGGGCAAAACCACCGUUCCCUAAAAUGUCUAUAUCUCCAAAAUCCGAAGCCCUAUGUUUUAGUCCCAUUAACAAAGCUACCAAUGGAAACAUAACAGUCACAACAACAGUAACAUUCAGUGUAAACAAUACACAAAUACACAAUCAUCAAAUCAAUGAAAGCAUACAAAGUGACCAGUUGCAACUAACGCUUGCGUCUAAUGCCAUGAAUAAUAACAAUUCUGACGCUGGAUUCAGCAUAACGGAUGCAUCGAAAUGUAUAACAGAAAGUAAUGGAGAUUUGCAGAACAUGAUGCACCGUCUGACACCUGAGGGAGAGUGUAUUAGUACAAUGACAGCUAGUUUACACGGAAGCUUCAAAAGACAAAUUGCUGAACAGAAUAGCGCAGAUGCAGGAUCACCUUUAGACCCUCAGUCUCAGACAAAUACGUCUGAUUCCGUUGAUCCCAUAGCAAACUCUUUAACAAAGUCAAGCAACGCUUUUGCUUCUAACCAAUUAGUGUCUCCGAAUGGAACGAACUCUGUCACCAGUGGUAUAUUCUCCCCAACAAGUCAAAUAAACUCACCAGUGUCUAACGAUACUAUUUCAUCCAAAAGUGGUGUAUUUUCACCUAUGAGUCAAACUAACAAAAGUGAGGUAUUUUCCCCGAUAUCUCGAAGUUCACCUAUUUGUAACAAAAAUGUAUUUUCUCCCACUUCUAAUCAUUCUAUUGUAUCUCCUAUGACUUGUAAAGAUAGGGACAAAGUAUUGUCACCCAAUACUAAUACAACAAGUACAACGCCUUCUAGUCGAUCAAGGAGGAGCAAGCACUCUCUACGGAAGGAAUCCAGACAUUAUCAGGAAUCAGAUAUCCUUGAAUCCCCAGGUGUAUAUUACAGAAGUUCUUUGAUGGAUAAAGUAAGCGAUUAUGAGGACAUAUGGGGACCAGAGGGUAAUAAUUGCUCCACAUUUAAGCCACAUAAGUCUGAGAAUAACAAUCAUGUUAGCAAUGGUAUAAUGAAGAGUAAAAGACCAGAUCUUUUACCGGAUACACUGCCUAAAUUAAAUACAGCCAAAAGCACACAAUCUAUCUUAGAAAAAGAAAACAUGAUAAUACUCAAUUCAAGUGAAAGUCUUAGUGAAAAGCAAAAUCUCUCAGACAUUUCCCUCAAGAAAAGUUUUAACGGCUCCAAUGAAAUUAUAGCGACGACAAACAGCAAAGGAGAAAUCGUGCCAAAAAGACCAGACAAACUUAAUAUUGUAAUGAAUAUGAAUAAGAAAUUCACUGAAGAAAUCGAAGCUGCGUUGAAAUUAAGAGAGAGUCAUAGUAAUAUUGAAAGUAUGGAAACGGUUAAGUUAGAAGAUGAAUGCACGAGAGGAAAAGACUCUGAAAAGGACCACGCUGGCAGUCCUUUUUAUGCUGACCCGGUCGAUGCUAUAAAAGAAGCCGCUCUGCCACCAGUACAACGACGUAAACUUUUAAGAGCGGGUGUCAUGAAUCUCUCUCAACGAUAUUCAGAACCACCAAGUCAGAAUCAUCCUUACUACCCACUUCGCGAUAUGCACAGUAUUGAAGAACUAUCGCCAUCAUCCCCGAACACGUCAACAUCAGUUGACAACCUAGUGUCACUCAGGGGAAAACCAAAAAUGAAACCAGUAGAACCGCCACGGGUAGCAGUUAAACCACCUACUGGUAAAAAUGAGCAGACCUGGGCGGUGGACUCAAGUUGGCAGUUUAUAAACAAAAAUGAUGAGUGCUCAAACAGUGAAAACGGCACAUUCCCCUCACUUGCAGAGCAAGAAAGUCGGCUUAGCGGCGUCGAUGAUGGGGUGCAUCAUUUUACCGUUCACCAGGUUAUUGCACAAAGAUUUCCCGAAUUACGUCUUAAUGCUGAGCCAGUUGCGCUUCCAGAAGAAACACGUUCUCCACCGCGAGCAUCCUGUUAUGAUAAUGUACAUGAUCUGAGACCACUAUCUGAACAAGCUAGUGAUGAUGGCACAGUGUUCUCAGAACCAUGGGAUAGUACUCAAUGGGAUGGACUCAUACCACCUUCAUCCAACCAGCUUUGUUAUGAAGCAGAUGAACCAUGCGAGUGGGAGUCCCCUAUACCACGGCGAGGGAACGGGACAAUGCGGGCAAAAAGUUUUAGAGAUCGACUGGAUCCUCUACUAGCAGCUGGACGUGUGCGUGCUUUACGCGGUGGGAGAACUUCCCGUGGCGCAGGCGCAGCUUUGCGAGCCUACGCUUUACACCUAGCGCAAGACAAGAGCACAACCUUCGCGCAAAAUGUCGACAACUUCAUCGCUUGCACACUAGAUUCUAAAGAAACAUGUCCUCAGGUCAUGAUGAGAAACAUGAGGCAAUUCAUGUCAGGAAUGAAGAAUUAUCUAGUAAAACACGGAGAGAGGGAGUUUGAAAAAGAAGUAGAAAAAGAGAGACUAAAGCUAAAGCCAACGGAAUUCCUAAAUAUCGAUGCGAUAUUAGAAGGUGUUAUGCAUAGACUGGUAGUAAGGCCGUUAAGAUCGAAGCUCUAUACCUUAUUAGCUUCCUGGCAUUCGGCUGAUGUUCGACAGUUGCAUGCAGCGAUAGAAAGAGCACAACACGCCACACCUUUACAAUUAGGAAUUAAGGAAUCAACAAAAGUACCAUCAUCAGCGGUAUUAGCUGUGAUCUCAAAGCAUUUUCUGAAAAUGCAAGAAGCAGAUUCCCCGUUGAACAAACUUGAAAAUCUUCUCGCUGCUAUAUCAGUAAUGUUCAAUGCGAUUCGUGGCGAACGUACUCUUGGGGCUGACGAUCUCCUCCCAGUGCUUGCAUGGACAGUGGCAAGGUGUCGACUUGUAUGCGCGGAGUUAGAAGCGGAAUUAAUGGCGGGACUGUUACCAGCAGCUUUGCUAGCUGGCGAAGGUGGAUAUUACUUGACUGCGCUCUUCUCCGCUGUAGCAGUUUUGAAGAGAUUAGCUCCGGAUCCAGGACCUGACAGUACUACUCCUUGGCGACGAGGUUCAGCGGAAUCUAACCGUGAAGGUUGCGGUGUGGCUGUUGUUCGGGUCGCGCUACCAGACGAGUGUCGUGGAUCCAUACGACGGGUUGCGCUUCCGUGUCGACCUGGAGCAAGGGCGAGAGAUCUUUGCCGAGCUCUCGCACAUGCAGCGGCCAUUACCAAUCCGCAAGAUUACGCGUUGUUUGCUCUGCAUGACGGACAAGAAACGAUGUUGAACGAGAAUGACUGUCCACAAGAAGUGAUGUCAGAGAAAAGCGGCCAGAAUUUUAUACUGGCGUAUAAGAGGAUAGAUGCCAAAAUCGCAUGGCCCCAGCAGGCCCUGUUAUCUUACCCUUAAUAGACAAUUGUAUGUCAAAUCAGAAAUCUCACGUAUAAAGAAAAUGACGAAACAAAGUUGAAUGGAAUAAUAAUUCAUGUAACAAAUGUCUUUUUUACGCUCAUAACGUAACCAACAAAUAAUAUUGGACUCAAUAUAGCUAUAUUUUUGUCAUCUGAACGAUAAAGUGAUAUUUUAUAUGAUAUUACCCACUGUGUAAGGUAACGUUAUAUUAGUUUGUAUAAGAACAUUGCGACUGGGCAGUAUUUUUAAAGCCUUGCUAUAUGCUAACCAAUAUAAUAUGAAUGUCAAACGAUUACAUAGCAAAUGAGAAAUGAAUUAUUUUGUACCUCUUCUAUACAUUUCUUCUUUGAAUCAUCUAGACUUGCACUUUAGCCUGCUUACUUGAAAGUCAUUUUCAAUUGCGCAAAAAACAA